Molecule: messenger RNA, 1266 nt
Organism: Rhizopus microsporus ATCC 52813
Lineage: Eukaryota; Fungi; Mucoromycota; Mucoromycetes; Mucorales; Rhizopodaceae
Product: ras GEF
Exons: 4
Coding region: 1-1266 (421 amino acids)
Biological process (GO): Ras protein signal transduction; positive regulation of GTPase activity
Cellular component (GO): plasma membrane
Molecular function (GO): guanyl-nucleotide exchange factor activity
Source: RefSeq, a predicted model, not a curated record
AUGUCACAGCUUUGGUUUCUCCAGUACGAUUAUGCAGAAGGUGAUAUUGUGUUUAGCGCAGACAAGAGUGUGAAAGGUGGAACUAUUCGCGCGCUUGUGGAACGUCUUACACUUCAUGAUGAAAUCGACAUGAGUUUUAUUGCCAAUUUCUUGCUGACAUAUAGAUCAUUUUGCACAACAGAAGAGUUUGUUGAGUUGUUACAGGAGCGAUACAACUUGGCUCCUCCUGAAGAACUGACGCCUGAUGAAUUAGAAAUCUGGACAGAUAAAAAACAGAAGCUAGUGCGACUUCGAGUGUUUAACGUCAUGAAAAACUGGCUAGAGAAUUAUUAUAACGAAGAGGAUGAAUUCAUUCUCAAUAAGCUGCACGUCUUUGCAAACACUGUCAUUUGUGAUUCAUCCUCAUUCUCUGCUGAACAAUUAAAUCGGUUGAUCCGCAAGAGAAGAGAACAAGAUGGCGUAUUAAAGAAGCUGAUACCCAAUAACACCAAUGGCCCUAUGCCCAUCGUGCCAAAAAAUUUGAACCAUAUUCGUUUAUUAGACACGGACCCACUGGAACUUGCCAGACAGCUGACCAUCAUGGACUUCAAGUUGUAUAGUUCUAUUCGACCUAUUGAGUGUCUAGGCAAGGCUUGGUCGAGAGACGAUGAUACUGCUGCUAAUGUAAAGCAGUCUAUUGAUUACUGUAACAAAUUGACUGCAUGGGUUACUGGAAGCAUUUUAAAUUACAAAGAAGCCAAAAAACGUGUUGUUGUUAUAAAAUACUGGGCACAGGUUGCUAACCGCUGCAUGGAACUGCAAAACUAUAAUACUUGUAUGGCUAUCCUUUCUGCAUUUGAUAAUAGCGCAAUUGGUCGCUUAAAAAAGACCUGGGAACAGGUCAGCAGUCGUACAACACAAUCCUUAAAUGCAAUUCGUAAGGUGAUGGGUUCCAAUCGUAACUUCCAAGAAUAUAGAGAAAUGAUACACUCAGUCAAUCCACCCUGCAUUCCAUUCUUGGGUAUCUACUUACAAGACUUGACCUUUAUUGAAGAUGGCAAUCCAGAUUAUCUAAAGAAGUCGAGCAAUCUUAUUAAUUUUGCUAAACAACAAAAAUCAGCAGAAGUCAUUCGUGAGAUUAAGCAAUUUCAAUCACCACCAUACAUCUUUCAAUAUGUACCCGAGAUUCAAGAUUUCAUUAAACAUCAUUUAGAUCAUAGUAAAGACGUUGACUUUUUAUAUGAACGCAGCUUAGAAUUGGAACCAAGAACUCAAUCAGUUGAAUAA